Messenger RNA from Alosa sapidissima (American shad), 5304 nucleotides. RefSeq names its product serine/threonine kinase 32A (gene stk32a). The transcript has 13 exons. The coding region runs from base 409 to 1635 and encodes 408 amino acids. Lineage: Eukaryota; Metazoa; Chordata; Actinopteri; Clupeiformes; Clupeidae. The record is from RefSeq and is a predicted model, not a curated record. Gene Ontology annotation, biological process: regulation of signal transduction; protein phosphorylation; G protein-coupled receptor signaling pathway. Gene Ontology annotation, molecular function: ATP binding; G protein-coupled receptor binding; G protein-coupled receptor kinase activity.
CAUCCAUCUGAGGCUAGCGUAUAUCGUCAGCUCUUUCACCAUCUGCCUAUCUUGCGCAUAAUACGAACGUUUGGCGUAGUGUGUUUUUCGGGGUUGCAAUCAUUUUGUGCAAACAGUUCACGAAAUUCGAGAACUUGCUUCUCACUCACGUUACAGUCGAUACCAACCGUGCACCUCUCACCGGCAGCCAGUCCCCACUGCUCGCCUGUGCCAGGUGUCCAGAGGCUAACGUGCAAGGAUGUUAGUUCUGCUCUGUGUGUGAUCUACACAUUGAACCUUCAACUCGAAAAUACCUGCAUAAACGGUAGAUUGGACGAGGAAAACCAGGGGAGUUUCCUGCUGGCUAUGUCUCAGGCUCUGGAGCCCAGAACUCCAUGGUGAACUGAGGGACCACAGGCACAUCCAGUCAUGGGGCUCGGACAGUCCAGUAAGGCGCCCACGGCGGAGGACACUGAGGAGGUCAACUUUGACCACUUCCAGAUCCUUCGAGCCAUUGGGAAAGGGAGUUUUGGGAAGGUGUGCAUUGUUCAGAAGAAGGACACAAAGAAGAUGUACGCCAUGAAGUACAUGAACAAACUCAAGUGUGUGGAGAGGAACGAGGUGCGCAACGUCUUCAAAGAGCUGCAGAUCAUGCAGAACCUGGAGCACCCAUUCCUAGUCAACUUCUGGUACUCGUUCCAGGAUGAGGAGGACAUGUUCAUGGUGGUGGACCUGCUUCUGGGAGGUGACCUGCGCUACCACCUGCAGCAGAACGUGCACUUCUCCGAGUCCACCAUCAAGCUGUACGUCUGCGAGAUAGCCCUGGCUCUCCACUACCUGCGCAACAAGCGCAUCAUCCACCGAGACAUCAAGCCAGACAACAUUUUACUGGACGAACAUGGUCACGUCCAUUUGACGGACUUCAACAUCGCCGCUGUGGUGAAAGAGGACCUUAAAGCCUGUUCUAUUGCCGGAACCAAGCCAUACAUGGCCCCAGAGCUCUUUCAGCCUUUUGAGGGGACCCAUCCCGGAUACUCGUUUGCAGUGGACUGGUGGUCACUGGGGAUCACGGCCUAUGAGCUUCUCAGAGGACAGAGACCCUACGUGAUGCGCUCCUGCACCCCAGCCAAUGAGAUCAUGCAGACGUUCCACAAGGUUCACCCAAGCUACCCCGCAGCCUGGUCUACAGAGAUGAAGUCUCUGUUCAGAAAGCUAAUAUGUAUUGACGCGGCCAAGCGGAUGUCCAGCCUCUCUGAGCUUCAGGAAAUGGACUACCUCGCCGACGUCAACUGGGACGCUGUCCUGAGCAAACAGAUUUCCCCCGCGUUUAUCCCCAAUAGACGGCGUUUGAACUGUGACCCCACGUUUGAGCUGGAGGAGAUGAUUCUGGAGUCCAAACCACUGCACAAGAAGAAGAAGAGACUGGCCAGGAAGACCAGGGACAACGGCUCCGAUGGGUCACCACAGAAUGGUCAGCUCCAGCAGCGUCUGGAUAACGUGGAGAGGGACUUCAUCAUCUUCAACAGAGAGAAGCUGAGGAGAGCCAAGACGGACACUGAGGAGAAUGAGCAGCUCAUGAAGGAGAAGGUGAAGGCUGCCAUCGAGGAUGGACAGAACAACAACGUUGACGCCCCUGCAGCAUGCCCUUCUGAAUAGGCCUCCAGGCCAACAGAUGGAGCUGUUUUCUCUCUGACUUUGCCACACCCUGUAGUCUGGAACAUCUCUCCCCUUCAGCGUCCUUCCUAUUGUCCUCCUCCUCCCCCUUCUGCUCCUCCUUUAGCCCUCAAAACACACACACACACACACACACACACACACACACACACACACACACACACAUCCAGAUGUGAGAAGGGACACUGGUGUUGUGCAAAAUCCUGGAUUAGGGCAGAAUGAGUCUUUUACUUCUAUUCCCCCUUUUCUUCUUCCUCUUCUUCUGGAUCGAGGAGCUGAGGUAGCUCGGACUCUGGUAGCGAGGAUCCUCUGCAGCCAGUGGGUGCAGUGCUGUGCAGCCUCACUCCCUGACACCUUAAGAGAUGUGCCACUAGCGACAGACAUAAGCACCCUUGGGUUUUAGCCUCGUUGCGAGCACACCGGCCUCACAUUACGUGCAUGGUGUUCGCGGGUCUGGUGCGGGACUGUUCUUGUCUACACAACGCAGGUCACAUCAGCAUGCCAACGCCUUUCUCCUUGCCUUUCUUGUGUUCUGGAGAAGAAACGAAACAGUAGCCCAUCCCAGCAGCCUGACAACCAUGGACAAUCCAGCCUGUGCAUAAACACAUACACACACACAGAGAGAUACAGAUACACACAUACACACACACACACACACACACAGAGACACAUACGUACACACACACACACACACACACAGAUAUACACAUCAGACACAGUGAUUGCUUGAUGGAAGAUGGAAAGCUUUAGACUUUUGAGGAGGAGCCAGUGCAGCAGUGGACGUCUGUGAACUCUGUUAACUCCCGUUCAGUCUAAGCUGGUCGCGGGGGAGACGAUGAUGAGGACACGUGAGCCGUGUGUGUCUUCGCAGAAAAAGAAACGUGAUUUAAUUUACAAACGAAUGGGCCUUAACGUGCCUCAGACCCUUACAGAAGUUGCUGGCGUACGCUCUCUACAGUUCAGUGACCUCCGCACUCAUCAGCUGUAUGUUUGUGUUUGUCUUCGCUACACGAUGAGGUAUGUCUUUCUCUGUGGAUGGUAAUACUUCACUUGAACUCAACCUCCAGCCCUUCAUAAGACUGAUACAACCUUGUCAUAAGCAUACAUUAUUGGAGGUUGGCAUCACACUCCUUCUCCAGCCACAUACUGUAAACUUUGUUAUUUGUGAAAACAAAUAAAAAAUAAUAUGCUUUUUUCGCUUAUAAGCAUGUUAUAGGCUAUAGACGUCAAUCAUGACAUUUUUAAUAGUCACUGUCAUUGGAAAUCAACUGUCAUCCUGACUAAUAACAGGAUAUGACAUCAACUGUGAUGUGUUUAUGACAAUGCUAUGUCUCUUAUGACCAGAGCCAUAUACGUAGAGUGUCACAUCAAUGGAGGUUCAAUAUUCUUGAUUCUAUUCUUGAUACACAUGAUUCAUGUAAACUUUAAAAAGCUCUGGAAGUUUGUGCUAUACUCUCUAUACAGCUCUGCUUAUGAUGGUGUGUUCAAGUAAAGUAUCACCCACUUUUACAUCUGCUGUAUUUCUAUACAAUGCAGAUCCUGAGGGCUAAUGUCGCCCCAUCCCCCACCCACCCACCUCUGUCUUAUUGAGGUGUACCCAUCCCUGUUCUGUUGAGGUGUUCCCAUCCCUGUCCUGUUGAAGUGUUCCCACUCCUGUUGAUGUGUUCCCAUCCCAUCCCUGUUGAGGUGUCCCCACUCCUGUUGAGGUGUUCCCAUCCCUGUCCUGUUGAGGUGUCCCCACUCCUGUUGAGGUGUUCCCAUCCCUGUCCUGUUCAGGUGUCCCCACUCCUGUUGAGGUGUUCCCGUUCCUGUCCUGUUGAGGUGUUCCCAUCCCUGUCCUGUUGAGGUGUCCCCACUCCUGUUGAGGUGUUCCCAUCCCUGUCCUGUUGAGGUGUCCCCACUCCUGUUGAGGUGUUCCCAUCCCUGUCCUGUUGAGGUUUUUCGUGUUGCCUUAUGCCUAUGAAAGGCAUGCCAUAUACUAACCCGAGACUUAGUCAUGUGCAGUUCAUAUAUGCCCUGCUGUCAUGUGUGCACUUUAGACAAGAGCUUUAGCGUUGUGGCCACUGUAGGGCUUUAUUCCACAGAGAGUAAGCUAGUAACCCAAUUCCAGGCAUUGCCAGUCACUUUGUGUUUUACUCUUUUAUUUAUUUGUUUUGUGUUUUUAGAGGAACUUCAAAAGUAGUCUCUGAAGGAAAUAGAUGUUUAAUAGAAAAGAAGAAUCUGACUUUUGUAGCGUGUUCAUUUCUAUUCAUGUAGCCACAUGGAUGUUAAUUUCACAGUGCAAAGUCAUACAGUCAGACAGAUGAAAUGUGCAUAAGAAGAUUUUGAGAUGUGUGCCUUAGCCUGUGUGUGUGUGUGUGUGUGUGUGUGUGUGUGUGUGUGUGUGUGUGUGUGAGUGUGUGUGUGUGUGUGUGUGUGUGUGUGAGAGAGAGCGUGCGUGUGUGUGUGUGUGUUGGUGUGCCGUGCAGCAUUCUAAUCAUGAAUCAUGGCAGGUGUGUGUAUCUGCUGUCUGAGUCUGCGUCCUCACACAAAGGUCACUCUUCACUUCCUAUUUUCUUCAUUGAGACUUGUAAACAAACACCCACCAGAGUCAUUGAAAUUCAAAAGAAGUUCAGAGAUAUUUGUGUUCACACAUGAUAGUGGCACAUGAUAAUACUCCACUGACAGCCCUCUGUCAUAAGACUGGCAGAAAUGUCAGAUGCCAUUUACUCAUGAUUUUAUUAAGUACUGUAAUGUUCUUUAAUAUGAAGUCUUAUAUUAUUUUUAUUAUGUGAUGUUAUUUUUGCUACUUUGUCAGCUUAUUGCCAUUGGUAUAUACUGUUAUGGCAUCCAAUACUGUAAAAGGUUUCAUGUGACACAACUGACAUAACUUGUGAUUCUUUUCUAACAUGAUGAAUGAUAGUUAAUGGCUGUGUCCUAUGAUGGAUGGUUCAAGUAAAGUGUUUACCUGCAGUCUUUGACUCAUGUUAGACAGUCAGAAAGCAUGAUGGCAUUGUUAGGCUAUUAGUCCAUAGAGAACACAAUGUAUAUCACUCAGACAUCUUACAUGUGGGUUUGAUAUCAACUGUGCAGAGAAUAUUUCCUUUUGUUUAUUGAUAUUUUCCUCAUUUAUUUGGGGAAAACUAAGUAAGAUGUAUAACAUGGAGGGCUCCACAUGACGUUGCAGUCUUUAUCAGAGUUUUUUUCCACUAUUUGUCAAACAUGCGUCAGGAAUCAUGCAGCACUCUGACCCUGAAGCAUUGGUUUAGUAUUUGGGCCAUGCAGCAUAGGUCAACUGAGGAGGUGAAUAACAACAUCACUGUGUAAAUGUGUCUCAGAAGGGAGAAAUAUCCUGAAAUCAAUGACUAAACAUAUGAGAAGUGGUCAACAUAACUGUGUUUGGAUUCUCACUGUGUAACUCACUUUAGAUGUUUGUGUUGCCGUGUACUGUGUUCCUGUUUAGUUAUGAAAUACUGCCAUCUAGUGGCGAGUGUGGGCUUCUCUGAUUUAUUUUCCAGCAGUGUGCUUUACUUUCAAGGGCAGAGUCAUUUUCCUUGCCAGAGAUCCUGAGCGGACCUGGAUUUAGUACCGCUUUAAAUGUUCUCUCAUAAAAUAAAAUAAAAUAUUGUGUUUUCCUAAAUCUUUUUCGCAUUUAUUUGUUUGUGGUCAUGA